This is a messenger RNA of Pistacia vera, 1359 nucleotides long. RefSeq lists its product as uncharacterized. The record is from RefSeq and is a predicted model, not a curated record. Lineage: Eukaryota; Viridiplantae; Streptophyta; Magnoliopsida; Sapindales; Anacardiaceae. The transcript has a single exon. The coding region runs from base 168 to 965 and encodes 265 amino acids.
CAACCAACAACCCGAAACCGAUAAAUAAAUAUGAUCCAGAUCCUCAACAUCUCUUCUUUCCAAACCCUUUCCUCCUUUCUGGUUUGGGAGUAUGGACACUCUUACUCAAAACCAAAACAAACAACUUAUGCAUAACAAAACCCAUUCUUCAACAAUUAACCAUUGACAUGGCACCAUCUCAACACAAACCACUCUCAAACUUCAACUCUCCUCCCGAUUUCUUCCUCGCAGCUCUCUCUCUUCUCUACCUUUUUACUUCUCCCAAACCCUUCAAAUUCCCUUUUCUUUCCUUCCCAAAAUACCCUCGUCGCGUUCGCAAAAUACCCAUCAUGUCCUUCUCCCACUCACAAUCCAAUCUCCACUCUUUCGCCACCCCUCAAUCUCUCUCUAAUUGGCUCAAUCCUCGCUUGCCCUCCAAUUCCUUCGCCUCCUGGGGCGUGAAACCUGGCACUAAGAACAUCCACAACCUCUGGCUCGAAUUAUCCGAGGGCGAGACCUGUCUCGCCGAUUCCAGCCCUCCAAUUCGCACAGUUAACGUGGUUACUGUACGGAUUCUCGGGAAGAAUAAUCAAAUUCUGGUUGAAUCCCGCCAAGAAUUGUCCGACGGUAGUGUGAGGAACCGGUGGCGGCCCUUGGCGGAGAAGAUGAAGGCGAAUGAAACCCACGAAGAGGCCGUGAUUCGUGCGGUGAAAGAAGAGUUGGGUUUUGAUGGGAACACUGUGAGAAUCGUUCCCGGGUCGUAUAAUAAGAAGGUGGAGGAGGGGAGUUCGAAUUCGUAUCCAGGUUUGCCGGCUCGUUACGUGGUUCAUUCGGUGGACGCUUUGGUGGAGGGAUUGCCGGAUGAUGAUGGAGAGUUUUGUACGGAAGAGGCGGAGGAGUAUGCGGAUUUUUCCGCGGCGGCGGAGGCAUUGUGUGUGAAGAGGCAUUAUUGGAGAUGGGUUAGUUCUGAUUUUAUUCCUUCUUGAGUAAAUUAUGAAGUUUUUUUUUUUAAUUUUUUUAUAUGUGCAAUUAUUGAUUAUGAUUAUAGACAGUGAGAAGAUUUUGUUUAUAUAUCCAAUUAUUUAUUCUUCUGGUGAGAUAGAUGGAUAAAAUAAAGACAAUUCUUUCGAUCAUUUAGUUGUUUAUUGUAAAAGAGAUUAGUUUGAUGUUUAUUGGAAAAGGGAUUAUCAGUCCAGUGAUUUGAUUGUGAAGCUUGUGGUGAGAUAUAAGGGUAAAAUAAAUACAAUUUUCUCCAUCAGUGGUAAGAUAGAAGAUAAAGACAAUUUUCACCAUCAGUUUGGUGUUUAUUGUAAAAGAGAUUUUCAUUCCAGUGUUUCACUUAUGAAGCUAUGGAUUAGUUAUGAUUUUAUUGCUUCUUGA